Molecule: messenger RNA, 2156 nt
Organism: Boleophthalmus pectinirostris (great blue-spotted mudskipper)
Lineage: Eukaryota; Metazoa; Chordata; Actinopteri; Gobiiformes; Gobiidae
Product: proteinase-activated receptor 3
Exons: 2
Coding region: 114-1262 (382 amino acids)
Biological process (GO): phospholipase C-activating G protein-coupled receptor signaling pathway; positive regulation of Rho protein signal transduction; blood coagulation
Cellular component (GO): membrane
Molecular function (GO): thrombin-activated receptor activity
Source: RefSeq, a predicted model, not a curated record
CUUACCACAUAUUUUGUUAUAGUUGUGGGGAAGUAGUGUUCACCCAAACAGGCUCUCACUAAGAGGCUGAUCACAAGAGAGAGAGAUACUGGUCCCAAGGGAAACAGGAGAAAAUGGAUAAAGUUUUACUUUUUGUAGUAGUUCUUGGUUUGUGUUUUGACAGCUCACUUCAUGACAAUGUUCAGAAUGAGAAAUCAAGAAACAAAACCAGCAACUUCAGCUCUAUUGCUGAACCCAGGACCUUUUGGGGAAAGCCUGUGGUUCUGACUGGGUUUUCCUCUGGUAGGAACAGGACAGGGGCACCAUCUCCUGCAGUCGUUCCUGACUCUAUGCCGGAACUCCUGCUGAACAGUAACAAGACUGCCUCUUACCUUCAAGGCCCUAUAAGUACCAUUCUCAUCCCAGUCCUGUACAUCUUAAUCCUGGCUGUGGGAGUCCCUGCUAACCUGUUCACCCUUUGCUCCCUUGCAUCCAAAGUGCGUAAAGUGUCCUCUGCCAUCCUGUACUGCAGUCUGGCUCUGUCUGACCUGCUUCUGCUGCUGUCUUUGGUGUUCAGAGCUCACUAUCAUCUCCGGGGGAACCAAUGGUUAUUUGGAGAAGCUGCCUGCCGCAUGGUCUCUGCGUGUUUCUAUGGCAACCUGUACUGCUCGGCACAGACUCUGGCCAGUAUCAGUGUGAAGCGAUAUCUAGCUGUAGCCCACCCAUUCAUGUAUAAGAGCUUACCCAAGAGAAUGUGCACCACCUGGGUGACAGUGGUGUUGUGGAUGGUCCUGGGAGCUGGUCUGGUCCCGGAGCUCCUUGUCCAUCAGAGCUACAGGAUCCCACAAUUGAACAUCAUCACCUGCCAUGACAUCUUACCAUUAGGCUCUGAGUCCCACAGGUUUCUAUUGUACUAUAACCUGUUUUUUACUAUCUUUGGCCUCAUCCUUCCACUGGUGGUAUCUGUGGUGUGUUAUGUGCGUAUCCUGGCUGAGCUGAAACAGUCCCACACUGACUGGGGCUUGUACAUACGCAGCAGUUCCCUUGUUCUCCUCAUUUUUCUGGUGUGUUUCACCCCUGCUGGAGUCCUGCAUUUUAUCCACUAUGUGCAGCUGUUUACAGAUGGGACAGAGACCUUGUACAUGUACUUUAAUGUGGCUGUGUGUUUGUGCUGCCUUCAUGCAGCGAUGGACCCCUUCCUGUUUAUACUCAUGUCCCACUCCACAGGAUCCAAUCCCUAUGUUAGAACCUUCAAAAGCAAGAGCCUCAGUAUAUCAACUUAAGACUAACAAAAAUGGACAUAAACAUAAACAUUUUAUUUUUAAUUACAAAUAUUUUUCAAACAAAUGUGUUGAAAAUACAUUUGUGAAGGGUGUGUCAGAAAUGAUGUGUCACAGGACAACUUAGGUUACAGUAUUUAAUUUAUGCAAAAGUCCCGGUUGGCAUUUUAUUAAAGUAAAUCUGUUCUAUUGUCUAAUGCUCAGUGUGACAAAGCACAGAGCAUUCUCUUUGUAGUGCCAAACCAUACCAGAGGAUGCUAUUGUGUAUAUGACUACUAUGCAUAAAACCUUGUGCGUGUGAGUGUUUGUGCUGUGUUAGGAAGUAAUUGAAUACAUACACAGAGAAUGCAUAUUCAGAAUACAAAUUUUGUGUUUGGAACUGUAUUCCAGUACAAUUAGAAAACAGUUACUUUUCUAAAAUCAGUUUUUACACUAUAAUUUAAAUGCAACUUGAUGUAAAAGUAUUCACAAUACAGUACUUUAAUUGGACCAUGUAUCAGAAUAAAGUACAAAAUAUAUCUUAAUGCAUCCAUCCAUUUUCAUCUGCUUAUCCGGGGCCGGGUUGUGAGGGCAAUAGUCUAAGCAGGGACUCCUAGACUUCCUUCACCCCAGGCACUUCCUCCAGCUCCUCCGGGUGGACCCCAAGGCAUUCCCAGGCCAGCUGAGAGACAUAGUCCCUCCAGUGUGUUUUACAUUUUCAAAGUAUUCUUCCCAUUAGUGUAUGUGUGUGUGUGUGUGUUUUGUGUUUAGUGAGACACUUAAGUAUUUCAUAGGGGGGAAAAAAGAUACAACAAAAUAUUUAAGAUUGUUUUGUAUUUUCAGUAUAUUCAGUUGUUUGUGUACACUUGUAAAUGCUGUAUAAUCCAGCAUCAUAAAUCGGAGUGAAAAUUUGACAAA